Messenger RNA from Ogataea polymorpha, 4045 nucleotides. RefSeq lists its product as uncharacterized. Gene Ontology annotation, biological process: regulation of DNA-templated transcription. NCBI's taxonomy places the organism in Eukaryota, Fungi, Ascomycota, Pichiomycetes, Pichiales, Pichiaceae. Gene Ontology annotation, cellular component: cytoplasm; Ino80 complex. The record is from RefSeq and is a predicted model, not a curated record. Bases 4 to 2223 code for a protein of 739 amino acids. The transcript has a single exon.
UCCAUGGCAAAUAAACGCACCGAAGAAGAAUUGCCGCCACGGCCGGCGUUUCCGAUCCCCGACUUCCCUGCGCCCACGCAGCCGGAGCCAUACUACGCCUCCUACGAGACAGGAGUGCCUAUUGCGAUUGAUCUGGGACGAUCGACAACCAGGAUCGGGCUGGCCAAGGAAACAAGCCCGAACAACGUGUUUCCGACGGUAAUGUCGCGGUUCAAAGACCGCCGAGUCAACAGAAUGAUUACGCUGGUUGGAAACGACAUGUAUUUGGACAAUGUGUCGAAAUCCAAUAUCCGGUCUGCUUUUGACGGUCCCAUGAUUAAUAAUUGGGAUGUGAUCGAGAAAGUGUUGGACUACGGGUUUUUGCACUGCGGAGUGUCUUCCCAGGGCAGAGUGGAUAAUCCGAUUGUCAUGAACGAGGUUCUGGCCACGCCCUUGCAGCAGAGAACAGGUAUGAUGGAGCUGCUUUUUGAGGCCUACAACGUGCCGAAACUCGCUUUUGGAGCAGACUGUCUAUUCAGCUACUACCAGAACGGGGGCUCGACGGGACUUGUCAUUGGAACAGGGCACGAAGCGACGCACGUAAUCCCCGUCGUCGAACACAAGCCUAUUUUGUCCAUUGCGAAACGGUUAGACUGGGGCGGAAGACAGGCGACGAACUAUCUGAUGGAUUUUAUUGGGCUCAAGUACCCGUAUUUCCCCACCAGACUGUCCACUUUCCAGAUGGAGAAGAUUAAACAGGACUACUGCUAUGUGUCCAAAGACUUCUCGGAGGAGAUCACGCACUAUCUGGAUCUGGAUAACUUGGAGAAGAAUGACAUAGUGUUGGAAGUUCCGUUUACGGAAGUUGUCAAACACCAAAAAACCGAGGAGGAGCUACAAUUGGAGGCCGAGAGGAAACGCGAGCAGAUAAAGCGGCUCCAUGAGCAGGCAAGAGAGCGUCGAUUGGAAAAAUUGGUGCAGAAAGAAGCAGAUUUCGCCUAUUUCACCGGUCUGAAAGAACGGAUGAAAAGCAUGAACAAGCGCGAGCAAAUAGAUGUGCUGCGGAACGAGGGGUUCCAAGACGAGUCGGAGAUGAACAAGCACAUAGCAAAUCUUGAGAGAUCGUUGAAAAAGGCCAGAAACGAGGACAUUGGCGAGAACUCCACCGAGGAGCCGCCUUCGUUCCCACUGUUAGAGGUUCCUGACGAGCAAUUGAGCGAGGAACAGAUGAAGGAGAAGCGCAAACAACGCUUGAUGAAGGCCAACUACGACGCCCGGAUGCGCGCAAAGCAAGAGAAAGAGCUUGCGAAAAAGGAGGCCGAGGAGGCUGCCGAAAGAGACAGAAAAUGGCGAGAGUCGGAUUUGGCCGGGUGGAUUUCCGAUAGAAGGGAGCGGCUGGAGAAGCUGAUUCAGCGUGUCAAGGAGCGCAAGCGGUUGAAGGAGGAGUUGACGGACAGAAAAAGUCGUGCUGCACAGAACCGGAUGAAAAAUAUAGCAUCCUUGGCCGACGAGGACAGGGGUGCCGGCAGACGCAAAAAGGCAGGCAAUGUGACGAUCGACAACGACCCGAACGACACGUUUGGUGCUAACGACGAUGACUGGGCAGUUUACCGGGCCAUUGCCCGUGAGGAAGACGACGAUGCAGAGGAGGAGGUGCAACAGGAGAUUCUCAAGAUUGAGGAGGAGCUGUUAGAGUACGAUCCGAAUUUCACUGUGGAAGACACGUUACAGAGACAGUUUGAUUGGCGCAACUCGCUGAUCCACCGGUUUUUGAGGGGCCCGCGCAAUUUCGAUCCCGAGGACCAGCACCAGCAGCACCAGAUCCACAUCAACGUGGAGCGCAUUCGGAUCCCCGAAAUAUUGUUCCAGCCCUCAAUUGCAGGCGUGGAUCAGGCGGGCAUUGUGGAGCUGGCCGAAGAUACGCUUUUGAGAAGGCUGCCGGGGGAGAAGGGAUUUUCUGGAGACGACUCCACAGAGAUGAUGAAGGACGUGUUUCUCACUGGUGGCCAGUCGUUGUUCCAGAAUUUCCAGGAGCGGCUGGAUUCCGAUUUGCGCGCCGUGCUUCCUGUGGGCUCUCCUUUGAGAGUCAGAAGGGCGCAGGACCCGUUGCUAGAUGCCUGGCGCGGGAUGGCUAAAUGGUCGCUCACAGACGAGGCGAAGCACAGCUACGUUACCAGACAGGAGUACGCCGAGUACGGCGCAGAGUACAUGAAGGAAAAUAACAUGGGCUGUGUUAGACUAUAAAAUACACACAACUUAAUGCCUUGGCAGCUUUUUCUCGAUAUCGACGGUGUUUGGGUUAAUACCCUUCUUCUUGAGAUUGUGUUUGAUGGACUCCUUCAUGAUUUCUUUGUCUGCUUCGUCGUCAAAGUCGGCGAAGUCGCCGUGGAUCAGUCCCUCCUUCUCUGCUUCCGCGUCUGCUGCCAUCUCCUUCUCCUUGGCUCCCGCCUUGGACACGUCGUGAGGACUGGAGGCCACUUUUUGGAACUUGGCCACAAAGAAGCCGUCCACGUUGUACGCGUGCGGGUAGUAUCUUCUUGUGAGCGACACUUUUGGACUGAACUGUUUGCCUCUGUAGGAGAUGAAGCCUGGCUUUCCAAUGGCCAGGCCGGUUUCCACGAGUUUCACGUUUGGUCUCUUGCGCAAAGCAUAAUCCACCACGGCCUCGUUCUCUUCCACAGCAACUGAACAGGUGGAAUACACGAUCACGCCGCCGGUGGCGGAAUGCGCGUCGACAGAGUCGAUCGCAGAAAGCAGCAGCUGUUUUUGUAGAUGGGGAAUUUGAAUGAAAUCCUUCUCGGUUCUGUUGACCUUGACGUUCUGGUCCUUGGCAAUGACACCUGUUCCAGAGCAUGGCGCGUCCAGGAGUACUCUAUCGAACCCACCAAUGACCUUCGGAAACUCGCGCGCAUCAUAGUUGCAGACCACAGUGUUGGUGCACCCCAGACGAUGAAUAUUGGCGAUCAGCGACUUGGUUCUUGCUUUGUUGGCGUCGUUCGCGAACACACACCCGGUGUUCUUCAUGAGAGCAGAAAUGUAGGUCGUUUUUCCGCCCGGAGCAGCUGCCAUGUCCAGAAUCCGCUCGUUUUCCUGCGGAUCCAAGGCCAUCACCGGCAGGAACGAAGAGGCGGCUUGAAGGAUGUAAUGUCCAGCCAGAUACUCCGGGGUGGCUCCGAUAGGAACCUGCGAGUCAAACACCUGGAGUCCGACUUUAGUCCAUGGCCCUAUUGGUUGCAAAUUAACUCCCUUGUUGACCAGGGUCUGGGCCAGCUCUCUGCGUCUGGUCACCAAGGUGUUGGUUCUGAUCGUCACUGGUCUAUGAAUUUCGUUGGCCUCGAAGAACUCAAUGGCCUCCGACGGCGAGAAAAGGUUGAAAAGCUUUUCCGCCAAAAAUGGUGUGUAGCCAAAGUACUCACAUAUAUCCUUGAGCAACCGGUCCACGUACUCCACACGGCUUCUGCCCUCUUCCGCAAGGUUCUUGAAAUCUUCAAGCACCUUCACCACCUCGAGCAUACGAGUUCUGACCAUCGUCAGAUCGGGUCCUGAUUGUUUCAUUUCCUCCUCCUCUUCUUGUGUAGGCAGAACCUUAGCUCUUGGGUUUUUAGUAUUUUCCUCCAGAAGCUCGUCUUCGGCGUCCUGUUGCUCCAUCAAAGCCUCCUCAUCGAGCUUUCUGGAGUAUUCUUCCAUAUUAGCAGCAUUGAUGGCAUCCAUAUCGUCGCUCUCGUCGUCGGAAAACAUUGGUCUUUCUCUGCCUUCUUCGUCAGAAUCAACAAACUCGUCAUCGACCUCUGGCUCAGAGUCGUCUUCGAGCUGUUCAAACUCGUCCAGACCGGCGUCUUGGUCCUCGUCAUCGUCAAAAAGAGAUUUUUUGGCUGCCGAAAGCUCCUCAAGGUCGACUUCUGGCAGGUCCUCUGGAUCUUUAUAUUCUUCUUCCUGUUUGGGUUUCUUGGCUUUCUUCGUUGAUUUUCUCACAUCUUUCGAUUCUUUCUCUGCCUUACGCUUUGUGACUUUUUUCUUCUCAGAUUUUUGGAAUUCUUCCAGUGAGGGAGGCAUUCCCUGCUUAUUC